AGUCGCGAACCCGAGAAGAGAGAGAGAGAGAGGCUCAUCGCCAAUCCGACCAACGCAACCACUCCAACCCACCGGCGGCGGCGGCGGCGGCGGUGGGGCGCGGCGACCCGGCACCACGCGACCCCGGCGUCGCCAUGCCGCACUCGCGCUCCGAUUCGGGGUCGGGUUCCCGCGGCGCUGACCCUUGCCGUGGGAGGAAGCGCGGGAGGCUGUUGAUGCUCGAGGAGGAGGAGGAGGAGGAGGAGUCGGGGAUGGAGGGGUGCUCGGCGCCAGCAUGCGGCGAUGUGCGGGGGGAUUUCGUUGGAUGGUGUUCGGACCGGCAUCAGGUGGCUUCCUGCAGCGGCGACCAGACGCAAAGCGCCAGCAUGUUUGCCGCGAUGCAGGAGAACGCCUGCUCCAUCGAUAGCAAAGGUGUGGUGUGUCCGCAGUCCGGGCUAGGGUAUUCAGCUGGCCAGAACGGGACGCACGGUGGUGGCGGGUCUAUGCUGCAUCAGAAUUUGGAAGGCUGCAUGUAUAUGAAUCAGCUUGGGCAGAUGUGCGGCCCUUAUCCACCUGAACAACUGUACGAUGGAUUAUCCACUGGUUUCUUGCAUCGAGACCUUGCUAUUUAUGCCGUUUUUGGUGGGAAAAUGGCCAACCCUGUUUCCUUAGGUUCCCUGAAACAGUUUCUUUCACAAUGGAGUUCUGAUUCUGUGGUCGCCACAAGAGACGAAUCGGUGGAGAAUAAGAAAAUGGCCCCUGUUAACAAAUUGAUUCUUCCUGAUAAUCUUUCAAGUGAAGAAUCAUGUUGGAUGUUUGAGGACGCAGAAGGCCGCAGGCAUGGGCCACAUUCUCUUGCUGAACUUUCUUAUUGGCAUCACAGUAGCUAUCUACAUGACCUUUCAAUGAUUUACCAUGUUGAUAGCAAGUUUGGCCCAUUUACACUUGUAUCACUAAUUGAUUGGUGGAGUGGAGGCACAGAGCAUUCAGAAUCUUCAGCCAAUGAUUCUGGGUCACUGAACGCUUUAAUGGAUGAUGUAGUUGAAGAUAUCAGCCAUCAGCUGCAUGCUGGAAUUAUGAAAUCAGCCCGCAAAGUUUUUAUUGAUGAAAUAUUUAGCAGCGUACUUCCAGAAAUGAUUGCUUGCAGGAAGACAGAGAAGCAAAUGGCUGCAAAACGUAAGAGCCAAGCUGCUAAGACUGACAAUGUGAGUAACAAGAAUGCUUUGGUACUUAAGGGCAAGGGUGAUGGAACAUCUACUCGUCCAAAAAGCCUAAACUCGUAUAAUAAUAAAGUACCGGAAGAUCCUUCUGUGGCUGUUCAAUCAACUGCAAUGCAGUAUGAAUUUGCUGAUAUAUUAUCGGCAGUUUGGGAAACAAUUUAUAACAAAUCCAUGAAGAGUAUCUGGGAUGAAGUACUGUAUGAUCCUGUCAUGGACUACUGUGAUGCAUGGCUUAAAAGAAAAAAUGAGUCGAAUCUUCUCUCUACAGUUGUUCCUGGAGCCUCUGAUAACCAAAAGAUGCAAGACACAGAUGAAAUGUCACCAAAGGCAAUUUGUGAUUCAGAUGCUCCUGAAAGUGACAUGGAUUUCCCUCCAGGAUUUGGACCAAAUCAGGAAUCUGCUGAGCAUUCCCACUCUGCGUGUGUUGAGUAUGUUACUGAAAAAACAGAUGGGAGGUCUGGAUCAAGUAUCACGUUGUUUUCUGGCCCCUUAGGACGAGUUCAGGUAAUGCUGGCAAAUGAACUAUAUGUGGCAGCAAAGGAAGCUUUGUUCCAGCAUUUUGAGGAGGUCAUUUCAGAGGAGAUAACAAACUGUUUGUGCAUUGGAUUUGAAGAUGAUAUUAAUCAAGAACGAAUUCGUACGCCUGUUCACGCACCAGAACCAUCCAGUCCUCCUGGAAUAUCUGUGCAUGAAACGCCCAGUCCUGCUGAAAUGCCUCGAGAUGAAAUUUCGGAUAUGGCUGAAAUGGCUCGAGAUGAAAUUUCAGAUAUGGCUGUAGAUACAAUACCCUGCCCUGCUGAUAUGGCGGCAUCUGGAACAUCAACUGUUCCUGAAGUGACAACAGACAAACUGAUCAUUCCUUACGUGGAACAUCAAUCGCCCUCUGCAUCUCAUGCAAGUAUAUUUGAAAAGUUGGAUGCACAUGAAGAAGCUGAAUUGGAUGACAGUUUUGAUGAGGUGCCUCCUGGAACAGAGGCUGGCUUAGCUUCAUUGGUGAUUAUGGAGAAAAACAAAUACCAGCCCUCAAAAUCAGUAGACUCAGUGCUUGACAUUUAUAGAUAUACUAGUUGGGCAUUCUUCAGGCAAAUACUGCAUGAGAGUGUAAUGAAAGAGUGGGCAUCUCUCUUCUCAGGUGCUCUCAGCAAUUGUUUUGACUCAUGGUAUGCCAGGAAAAAUAUUGUGGCUAAAACCAUGGAUGAUACAUUGAGACCCAAAGAAUAUACUUACUACAGGAAGAGGAAACUGAGGAAAAACUGUGAAGCAUCAUCAUCAGAAAAACCAAUGGAUGAGCAGCUCUCCAGACCUCUUCGUGAUCUUGUUGAAUGCAAGGUUAAUAUGAAAAAUAUCCAUCGAUCAAGCAAGGCUGGGAUUUCGCAGAGAGUUUCUGUUGUGGAGAAGCCCUCCAAAAAGCGUGCCAAACCUUCACAUAAUGAUAAUAUUAAUCUGAAUAUCCAGCAGGACUUGAAACUCCUUUCCGACAAGGUGCCAAAGAGAAACAGGUCUUCCCAUCCUACCAGUAAGCCUCUUGUUAGUAGCAAAGUGCCUACUGAGGAUAGAACUACAUCAGCAAUGCCUGCAAAGAAAAGAAAGCAGAAAAACUUGGCCACUGAGUCCAACCUGAAGACAAAAGCAGUAAUUUUAUCUCCAGAAUCACAUGGUUGUGAAGCGCCUACUGAGAAAAGAACUACAGCUAUAAUGCCUGUAAACAAAAGAAAGAAAAACUUGUCUGGUGAAUCCAAACUGAAGGCAAAACCGUUAACAAGUCCAGAAUCGUAUGUUUGUGAAGCUCCUAUUGACAAUAGAACUACAUCUACAAUGCCUGCGAAGAAAAGAAAGCAGAAAAACUUGUCCAAUGAGUCCAACCUGAAGAAAAAACCGUUGGUUUUAUGUCCUGAAUCAUAUGGUUGUGCAAGAGCUUCUGUGAGUGGAUGGGAAUGGCGUGAUUGGGCACGCAAUGCCACUCCAUCAGAAAGAGCUCAAGUGAGAGGCUACCGAGUGAGGAGUAUUCUCUCAGCUCCAGAAAAUAAUGUAUUGAAAAGUUCACAAGUUAAGGGCUCAUCUGCAAGAACAAACCGGGUUAAGCUACGGAAUCUGUUAGCAGCCGCUGAAGGCACUGACCUACUAAAAAUUAUGCAAUCGAAGUCAAGGAAGAAGCGGCUACGUUUUCAAAGGAGUAAGAUCCAUGAAUGGGGUCUGGUGGCUCUUGAGUCUAUUGAUGCAGAAGAUUUUGUAAUUGAAUAUGUUGGUGAGCUGAUCCGCCGACAGGUCUCGGACAUACGCGAGGAUCAAUACGAGAAAAGUGGAAUUGGAAGCAGUUACCUUUUCCGUUUGGACGAUGACUAUGUGGUUGAUGCUACUAAGCGUGGUGGGUUAGCAAGAUUCAUCAACCAUUCUUGUGAUCCAAAUUGCUAUACAAAAGUAAUUACUGUCGAGGGCCAGAAGAAGAUUGUCAUUUAUGCAAAGAGGCGUAUAUAUGCUGGCGAGGAACUGACUUAUAAUUAUAAAUUUCCACUGGAGGAAAAAAAGAUUCCAUGCCAUUGUGGUUCCCAGAGGUGCCGCGGAUCAAUGAAUUAGGAAGUAAAGUUUAUAAGUCAGGAGGUAACUGCAAUUGGGUGCUACCCCAGUAUGUAUGUGUCAUGCGUGCUUGUCGAUUGUACUGGGCAGAAGUUCACUGCAGAAAUGUUCUUGGAUUUACUGACAGGAUGGUAAUUGUGUAGCAAGGUAUGGGAUCGUGGAACAUACUGUACUGCAAAAAGAUCACAAAGUUGCUGAGCUUUCUGGCGCAGAAGAAUUUGAACACGUUAUUUAUUUAGGUUAGAUGGACUAAUUCGGGCUAUCCAGAGGAAGGUAAAGCGCUCAAGUGUGGACUGAUGGACUUGUUGGUUGCCUUAGUGUGUCUCCUGAACGAGGUUCAUGUUUACUUGCUGACAAGGUACAUGGAUACAUUUAAUCUAUCAUCCGUGGUGUAUGUGUAUGUAUUUCGUCCAGAAAAAAAAAAGCAUCCGAAUCAUGUGGUCAGGUGGAUACAGACGUGCAUGAAUAUCUGAUAUCACAAUCGUAAGUAUGAAUUCAAGUAUUUUACCAGCUUAUAUGUACUUUGUGCAGGCUAACAACAGGGCAAAAGCAAGCCACUAACAACCAACCCGUUCCAAAAAGAAAAGAAAAAAAAAACAAAGGUCCUGGAUUUUGUUAUAUCAACCGACAGAAAAUGAACACAUUCUUAGAUAUGUUAAUUAGUUAGCGAGUACUAUAUUGUUAUUAGCUUGUUUGCCUAGUGGGAACCGAAGGUGCACUCGUAGACCAGCAUGAUAUACGUCGCAUAAUCAUCUUCAGCUCAGGAGGAAACUAGGCGUCUAGACCGUCCCAAGCAAAUCACCAGUCGAUAACAUCCCUUCCCUCACUGUUUUUUGCGGUUUCUUUAUUCUUUUUUUUUUUGGCUAUUUGGAAUAGCUGCCACGUUUUUUUUGGCAACAGUGCUCCUUGAUUGGACGAGCGAACUGGCUGCACGAGAGUCCACGGUAAUAUUGCUGUUCACCUGAUACCAAUUGUUGCUGUAUGUUAGAAAGGUUUUCACUGUGGAAGAAUGGAAGUGUUUAGAGAGUGAGAAAGAGAAAAGAUGCCUCACUUCAUGACCGCAGAAACCAUAUAUAUUAAGCACUACAAUUCCAACUUGGGGGUACGUAACGUAUUAUUGGCACAAAGCUAUGACCCUUUCUUCCUAAGCCCAAAAUCCUUGGACAGAAGAACGAUGAGCCCAAAUAUACUUCGGUGCAGUACUUGUUUUUAGAGUGGGCUACAAUACAUUGUCAAAUUACUGUUAUACAAUUUAAAUUUAAAAUGUGUUUUGUACAAAGGGAAAUGCCACUUAUGAGCCAUUUUCAGUGGGUCAAUAGUAAAGCGGUCCAAAAAACUGUUUAAACUAAUAAUGGAUCUGACGAAAUAGUUCAAGGGUGACUAGAAAAUUCUCUAUGUUUGUGUUAGCCCAUAGCAUACAUGUCCAGUGAGAUCACAAGUGAAUGCUUGUUACUAAAUUGAAAAUAAAAGGAGAAAAUAAUAAUGGAAAAGUAUGGUUCAUGUGUGUCAAUAAGGUGUCAACGGCCUUGUGCUCGGUCGGAAGAGCAUACAAAGGGGAUAUGCAUGGGAUGGAGGUGAAAUUCCAUGCUCACCUAAUCACUUUUUGGUGGUCGGUUCGAAUCCGGCAGGCCGUCAUAUGCAUGCCUAUAUUUAUGUCAUUGCUAAUUCUGAUUUGUUAUUAUUUUUUCAAAGUUAUCCGUAGGUUAUAGUUAGGUCAAUAGCAUUCGGAUAGCUCAUUUUUUAUUCUUUUUGGCGACAAAGGACAUGUGUAAGUAGGAGUAUUACUCAUUUCAUCCCAAGAUAUAAGAUAUUUUGAUUGGAUAUAAUACAUGAUAGUACUACGAAUCUUCACAGAAAUCGAACCAAAAUCUCUUAUGUUUUGAAAGGAUGGACUAGUCAAUAGUCGUCGUUAUUGUUUCAACAAAAAAGAAGUCUAUAUAAUUCAUGCAA
Oryza sativa Japonica Group (Japanese rice) is the source of this 5723-nucleotide messenger RNA. NCBI's taxonomy places the organism in Eukaryota, Viridiplantae, Streptophyta, Magnoliopsida, Poales, Poaceae. The record is from RefSeq and is a predicted model, not a curated record.